Molecule: messenger RNA, 1005 nt
Organism: Anopheles stephensi (Asian malaria mosquito)
Lineage: Eukaryota; Metazoa; Arthropoda; Insecta; Diptera; Culicidae
Gene: elm
Product: calcineurin B homologous protein 1
Exons: 2
Coding region: 136-705 (189 amino acids)
Molecular function (GO): calcium ion binding
Source: RefSeq, a predicted model, not a curated record
ACUUCAUUCGCAGUGGCCAGGAGUUUCCAGACGGGUGUGCGUGUUGUUUUGCUUGCGUUCGCUCGCUGUUUUGAUCCGACAACAAAAAGUGCUUAAUUUCCUUCCAAAGUACAGCCAAGCGCAUUGUCCGUAAAGAUGGGUAACAAAUCAUCCCUUUUGCUGCGCGAGGAAGAGAUUGCCCAGAUUCACGAAGAGACUGGAUUUACUCCAAACCAAAUCGAACGGCUGUACUCCCGCUUCACGUCGCUCGAUCGUAACGACUGCGGUACGCUCUCCCGGGAAGACUUCCUGCGCAUCCCGGAGUUGGCGAUCAAUCCGCUGUGCGAACGUAUCGUGCACUCGUUCUUCGCCGACAGCAAUGACGAUCGGGUCAACUUCCGCCAGUUCACCCGGGUGCUUGCCCACUUCCGGCCGAUCAAGCCGAACAAGGAGAACCGGCUGAACAGCCGCGAGGAGAAGCUGCGCUUCGCGUUCAAGAUGUACGAUCUGGACGAUGACGAGACGAUCUCGCGCGACGAGCUGCUGAACAUACUGCAGAUGAUGGUGGGAGCGAACAUUAGCCAGGAUCAGCUGAACAGCAUCGCCGAACGUACGAUCGUGGAAGCGGACACGGUCGGGGUGGGCAAAAUUUCGUUCGAAGACUUUUGCCGCGCCCUGGAACGCACCGAGGUGGAGCAGAAGAUGUCGAUCCGCUUUCUGAACUGAAGCACACCGGACGCGGACCCGUGGGUGGGAGGAGGUCUACGAACAAAGAUUUAAACGAUCCGUGAUGUACGUACCGGUCGGUUUGCUUCCUCAUUCCUUGUGUGUAGAUAUUAGUUAGACGAAUGUUUCUAGAGGCACAAAACUUAUUCUCCUUUCCGUUGGUGCACACGCACCGGUGUGGACACCAUUUAUUAAACACCAACACACACACAUAGCUUGACGGGUGAUUGGAAUGGUAAAUGUAAAUAGGCUUUUCAAUGAAUGGUAAAAUAAAGAUGGAAUGUUAAAAUAGAAAAAUAA